AAAUGCUUUUUAUGGCAUUCUUUGUCAAGCUGCAAAUAUGAAGGGAGCUCUCUCUCGCACUCAUGUCUUACACAUUACUCUGCUUCUUCUCUUGUGUAUUCACGCGUCUCAGUGCUCUUCAUCAAGUGGUGCAAAAGUUUCCUCUUCUGUCACAACUAAGGUUGAUGUGCUGCCUCCUGAUAUCUCACCAAGCAUAGAGUCUCAACCCCUUCUUCCUCUUCUAGCUCCUUCCCCACUGAAACCAUUCACAAAUUAUACUCUGCCAAAAUUAUCAGGUCUAUGUUCGUUAAAUUUCUCAGAUGCGGGACACAUAUUGAGCACAACUGCCACUGAUUGUUUCAAUUCUUUUGCUAAAUAUUUGGCAAAUGUAGUAUGUUGUCCUCAAUAUAAUGCCAUGCUGCGGACACUUAUUGGGCUGUCAGGUAAAUACUCCGGGCAGCUGGCUUUGAACAUAACUCAUGCUAGCCACUGCCUCUCAGAUAUUCAGAAGAUUCUGGCCAGUCAAGGAGCGGAUGAGGACUUGAAAAACACAUGUUCAGUCCAUCCAGCAAAUCUCAUUGAAGCAUCUUGUCCCAUUGUAGCUGUUGAUGAAUUUGAGAGUAUAGUAGACACUUCAAGACUACUAACUGCUUGUAGAGAUAUUGAUCCUUUACAUGAGUGUUGUGACCAAGUUUGCCAAAAUGCCAUAAAUUACGCUGCUAAAAAAAUUGCCUUAAAUGAUAUGUCAAAUAUAGAUGGGGAUAAAAACUUGCCUGAGCAGAUGGCUAGGAUCAAUGACUGCAAGCAUAUUGUCCUUCAUUGGCUGGCUAGUAAGCUUGACCCUGCUGUUGCAAAUGGUCUUUUUAGAGGACUUUCAAAUUGCAACCUUAAUAAAGUCUGUCCUCUGGUCUUUCCCAACAUAACCAAGGUUGGGGAGGCAUGUGGAAAUGUAAUAAGGAACCGAACAGUUUGCUGCAAAACCGUCAAGAGUCAGGUGUCAUACAUGCAAAACCAGAGUUUCAUAACCAACCUCCAAGCCUUGAAAUGUGCUGCAUCACUUGGCAAGAAGUUGCAGAAAGCUGGCGUCUCCACCAAUAUAUAUAAACUUUGUCAUAUAAGCCUAAAGGACUUUUCUCUUCAAGUAACACCUCGAGAAUCUGGUUGCCUUUUGCCAAGCUUGCCUUCAGAUGCAGAGAUUGAUGGUACUUCGGGGAUUGGAUUCAUUUGUGACCUUAAUGACAACAUUGUAGCUCCAUGGCCUUCAGCAUCACAUGUGGUUGCCUCUUUAUGCAAUACAACUACAAAAUUUCCAUCUCUUCCUGCAGCAACAUCUGCACAAAAUGGUCGUUCCGUCAAGAACGUGGUUUUACAUUACCUCUUCAACACUUCUCUUCUUCUCUGCAUGCUUUUUUGAUCUUGGCGUUCUUUAAUUUGUUAUUUUUGACUUACUUUGGCUCAAAGGGAACACUCGAAUUCUUAGGAUAUUUUGCGGCUUCUGAGGCUUUGCUGAGGAACUUCUGUGGAAUUCCUAAUGGGGUUUCAAUCAUCCAACAUGUUCAUAAUAUA
Neltuma alba is the source of this 1545-nucleotide messenger RNA. RefSeq lists its product as uncharacterized. The transcript has 8 exons. The record is from RefSeq and is a predicted model, not a curated record. Gene Ontology annotation, cellular component: plasma membrane. Bases 38 to 1393 code for a protein of 451 amino acids. NCBI's taxonomy places the organism in Eukaryota, Viridiplantae, Streptophyta, Magnoliopsida, Fabales, Fabaceae.